AUGAUUAAAAGCAUUGAGGUAAAUUCACCUAAGAAAGUGAUAAGGACUGAAAUGGAGAAAAAAGAUGAGGAAGAAAAAGAAGAAUAUUUAAUUACUAAUUUAACAGAAUAUGAUAAAAGUAUGCCUAGUGUAUUAAUAAGAAUACCUAAUAAUUUAAAUAAAUUAUUAAGUAAGGAAAAUAAAAAGAUAGACUUUAAUGAAAAUAUAAAAUCAUCAAAUAAAAAUAAAAAUCAGAAAUUAAAAUCCUUUAAAAUGGAUAAUCUAGCAACAAACAUAAAUGAAAAAAUAGAUUUAAGUUAUGAUAUUAAAUUUGAUACAACUUAUAAAUCUGAUUCUUCUGAUAGUUAUAUAAGUAAAUCCGAUUUUGAUGGAGAUGAAGAAAUGAAUGAAAGUAUCAUAAGAACAUUUAAAAGUAAUUAUAUAGAAAAAUACGAAUCAAAUAUAAGUAGUGAUCAUAUAAACUUCUUAAGAGAGCACACAAAACAUGAAUUAGAGCACUUUUUACAAAGAAAGAAGCAUAAUUUUUCUAAUGAAAUGAAAAUAAAUGAUAUAAUUAAUAUUGACUAUGAUAAAUUGAAUGAAAAAAAUAUCAUACCGUAUUUUUUAACGAACAUGUUUGACAUGGAACAAAAAAAAAAAAGAGAAAAAAUGAAACAGGAAUUAGAAAGAAAAAGAAAAUUAGUGAUAGAAAAACAAAAAAAAAAAAAUACCAUUGAAAAAGGAAGAAAAUAUAAGAAUGAAACUAGAACAUGUAACUUAAAAGCAAAGGAUAAAAGAAAAUCAUUAAGUAGAGAAAAAUUAAAUCAUAAUAGUUCAAAAAAAGAAAAAAAAGAAUAUGAUGAAGAGAAACAGGAAGAAGACGAAGAUGAAGACGAAGACAAAGGAGAGGGAGGAGAAGAGGAAGAGGAAGAGGAAGAGGAAGAGGAAGAGGAAGAGGAAGAGGAAGAAGAGCUAGACGAAGAAAAUAGUAAAAUAAAUAAAAAAAAAAGUAUAACAAUAGAUAAAAAAAAAGUGAAUAAAAUAAAAAGAAAAAAAGAAAGAAAAAUAGAAGAAGAUAACGAUGAUUAUGAUAUAUAUAUAGAUGAAUUUGAUAGAGAAGAAGAAGAAAUAAAUAUUUAUAAUAAUCCAACAUUAUAUGGAAUAGAAGGAAGUAGUGAUUAUUCAGAAGGAUUUAAAAGUGGUCUAGAGAAUACUCAAGAAGAAGAAAUAACAAAGGAAAGUACAACUAAUGAUUUAAAAAAAAAAAAAAAAAAAAAUAAUGAUGAACACUCAAUAAAUGAUGAAAAGAUAGAUGAUAUAGUAGAUUCAUCUACAGAGAAAUUAAUAUCAUAUGAUUAUUAUUCUAGCCUAAACAUUAAAGAAUUUAUAAAGCCCAAUUUUAAAAUAAAGUCUUUAUCUUCUUUCAUUCCUGUUGAAGAAAAUUUAGAUAAAUUUGAUGAUAUACAAAAAUUACAGUAUUUAAUAAAAAAUUUGCCUUAUACACAUAUAAAAGAAAAAAGAUCUUUAUAUCAUUAUAAUAUAAAACAAUUUAUCAAAUGGAAAGUUUAUUUAUUAAAUAAUAUAAAUAUAUGCUUAUAUGGUGUAGGUUCGAAAUUUCAUAUAUUAAAUCUAUUCAGUAAUAUUUGUUUGAAUGAUGGUCAUAAAUGUAUAAUACUAGGUUUUGAGCAAGAAAUUAAUUUUGAAGAAAUUAUAAUUCGUAUAUUAGAGUAUCAUUAUAAAUAUAAAGCAACGAAAAAUUUAAAAUCAUAUGAUUUAUUAUAUGAAUUAAUUCAUUCGGUAAAUGAAUCAAAUAUACCUCUUUAUUUUAUUAUACAUAACUUGGAUAAUAUAAAAUUAUAUCCAUAUUAUGAAUAUUUUUCAUUCUUAAGUCAGUAUGAUAAUAUAUUUUUUGUUUGUUCUAUUGAUGAUGUUUCCUUUGAAUUGAAUAUGAAUUUUAAAAACAUAAGUUCAAUUAAUUUUUAUUACAUGAAAUGCCACACCUGGUUAGAUUAUCGAUAUGAAGUUUUGAGACAAUGGAACAAAUUUUUACCUGAAUGGGUUUAUAAUAAAAAAAGUGAAGAAAUAGAUGUAAAAAAAAAUAUUGAAACUAUUUUAAAUGCUUUGAGUAUAAAUCAUAAAAGAUUAUUUAAAAUUAUUGCUUCUAUACAAUUAGAAAAUUUAGAAAAAGGAAUUUACGGAGUUGAAAAAGAAUCCUUAUUACAAGAUAAAAGGUUGUUUACUGUAGGAGCUUCAAGUAUAAGGAUAAAUUCUUUACUAGUUGAGUUUGUUUCUCAUAAUGUUAUAACCGAAACAAGACUAAAAGAAGGAAAUACCUUCUUAAAAAUAAAUGCUGAUAAAGAAGAACUAAAAAGGUUAAUGGAACAAUUAUAA
This is a messenger RNA of Plasmodium relictum, 2370 nucleotides long. RefSeq names its product origin recognition complex subunit 2, putative (gene ORC2). The transcript has a single exon. Gene Ontology annotation, biological process: DNA replication. The coding region runs from base 1 to 2370 and encodes 789 amino acids. NCBI's taxonomy places the organism in Eukaryota, Apicomplexa, Aconoidasida, Haemosporida, Plasmodiidae. Gene Ontology annotation, cellular component: nucleus; nuclear origin of replication recognition complex. The record is from RefSeq and is a predicted model, not a curated record. Gene Ontology annotation, molecular function: DNA replication origin binding.